CCGGCGCUAUGGCAGCGUGAGGAGUAAAUGGCUCAGAGUAUCCGCGGUGGAAAGCGACCUAAACACUGGACAGGGAACUGAUAAACAAACAACAACAAAUAACGCGUGUGAGCAAACAAACGAGGAUAUCUUAAUUGGACAUGUGAGUUACGGGAGUUAACAAGACAAGCAGCCCCCUUUUCGAAGAUGAAGUUCCCCGCUUGUGUCCUCGUCACUUUGCUGGUGAUCGGAGCCGGUGCAGCACAGUCAGUUUGUCCCGGCACUGAGAACAAGCUGAGUACUCUGUCGGACCUGGACCUGCAGUACCGCACCCUGAAGAAGCUCUACGAGAACUGUGAGGUGGUCAUGGGCAACUUGGAGAUCACCAGCAUCGAUCGGAACCGCAACCUCUCCUUCCUCAAGUCAAUCAGAGAAGUGACCGGCUACGUGUUGGUGGCUCUCAACCAGUUCGACUACCUGCCACUGGAGAACCUGCGGAUCAUCCGAGGCACCAAACUGUACGAGGGUCGCUACUCGUUGGCCAUCUUCCUCAACUACAGGCGGGACGGGUACUAUGGCCUGAGACAGCUGGGCCUGCGCAACCUCACAGAGGUGCUGAACGGGGGAGUUUAUGUUGACCAGAACAAAUUCCUGUGCCAUGCGGACACCAUCCAUUGGCGUGACAUUAUCAAGAACCCUCAGGCGGAGCUGCUGGUGGUGCCAUCCAACAACAGCAACCUUGGCUGCAGACGCUGUCAUCGCUCAUGUAACGGACGCUGCUGGGGCCAUCAGGAGGACCAGUGUCAAACAUUGACAAAGACGGUGUGUGCAGAGCAGUGUGACGGUCGAUGCUUCGGGCCUUACGUCAGCGACUGCUGCCACCGAGAGUGCGCCGGCGGCUGUGCCGGCCCCAAGGACACGGAUUGCUUCGCUUGCACCAAUUUCAACGACAGCGGAGCAUGUGUGACCCAAUGCCCCCAGCCGUUCGUCUACAACCCCACGUCCUUCCAGUUGGAGCACAACCCCAGAGCCAAGUACACCUAUGGAGCCUUCUGUGUCAAGAAAUGCCCACAUAAUUUCGUGGUGGACCACAGCUCCUGCGUCAGAGCGUGCCCCAGCAACAAGAUGGAAGUGGAGGAGAACCGCAUCAAAAUGUGCAUCCCCUGCACCGACAUCUGUCCGAAAGUGUGCGAUGGCAUAGGGACGGGCAGCCUGCUGGCGGCGCAAACAGUAGAUGCCAGCAAUAUUGAUAACUUUGUCAACUGCACCAAAAUCAACGGGAACCUAAUCUUCCUCAUUACAGGGAUCAAAGGUGACAUGUAUCAUGGUAUCGGACCUAUGGACCCUGACCACCUCAAUGCAUUCCGCACUGUGAAGGAGAUCACAGGAUACCUCAACAUCCAGUCUUGGCCUGAGAACAUGACAGAUCUGAGUGUGUUUUCCAGCCUGUCAACCAUUGGAGGUAGAUCCCUAUACAGCGGUAGUGGUAUUUCUCUGUUGAUCUUGAAGCAGCGUUGGAUCUCCUCGCUUCAGUUCCAGUCGCUGGACGAGAUCAGCGCCGGGAACGUGUACAUCUUCAACAACAGCCGCCUGUGCUUCUACAACACCGUCAACUGGACGUCUCUCUUCAGGACGUCCAGCCAGAAAGUCCUGAUCCGCAACAACAGAGAGCCGAAGGAAUGCACUCAGCAGCGCAUGGUGUGUGAUGGCAUGUGUUCGGACGACGGGUGCUGGGGCCCGGGGCCCGACCAGUGUCUCUCCUGCAGGUACUUCAGGCGGGGCCGCACCUGCGUGGAGUCCUGCAACCUUUUUGACGGGGAGAUGCGGGAAUUUUCCAAUGGAUCUGUGUGCCUGGAGUGUGAUAGCCAGUGUGAGAAGAUGGAGGGGAACACCAUGACAUGUUUUGGACAGGGUCCGGACCAAUGUGUGCAAUGCUUCCACUUCAAAGAUGGACCCAACUGUGUGGAGAAGUGCCCCGAUGGGGUGCAGGGGCCCAGCGGUUUCAUCUUCAAGUACGCCAAGGCCAACAACGAGUGUCAUCCCUGCCACGCCAACUGCACCCAGGGGUGCGUCGGGCCGAGACUCCAAGAUUGUGUCGGGAUGAUGGACAGGACACCGCUAAUAGCAGCUGGCGUCAUCGGCGGCUUAUUUAUCAUCGUCAUCCUGGCGCUCAGCGUGGCCGUCUCUGUCCGCCGCAAGAGCAUCAAGAAGAAGAGGGCCCUGCGGCGCUUCUUGGAGACGGAGCUGGUGGAGCCCCUGACCCCCAGCGGAACGGCCCCCAACCAGGCUCAGCUGCGGAUCCUGAAGGAGACGGAGCUGAAGAGGGUCAAGAUUCUAGGAUCUGGAGCUUUUGGAACAGUGUACAAGGGCAUUUGGGUGCCAGAAGGUGAGACAGUGAAGAUCCCUGUUGCCAUUAAAAUCCUCAACGAGACCACCGGCCCGAAAGCCAACGUGGAGUUCAUGGACGAGGCCCUGAUCAUGGCCAGCAUGGAGCACCCCCACCUGGUGCGUCUGCUCGGCGUGUGCCUGAGCCCCACCAUCCAGCUGGUCACGCAGCUCAUGCCCCACGGCUGCCUCCUCGACUACGUGCACGAGCACAAGGACAACAUCGGAUCGCAGCUGCUGCUCAACUGGUGUGUCCAAAUCGCUAAGGGGAUGAUGUACCUGGAGGAGAGGAGGCUGGUCCACAGAGACCUGGCAGCCCGCAAUGUGCUGGUGAAGUCGCCCAAUCACAUCAAGAUCACCGACUUCGGCCUGGCGCGGCUGCUGGACGCCGACGAGAAGGAGUACAACGCAGACGGGGGCAAGAUGCCCAUUAAAUGGAUGGCUCUGGAAUGCAUCCACUACAGGAAGUUCACCCAUCAGAGUGACGUGUGGAGUUAUGGAGUGACCAUCUGGGAGCUGAUGACAUUCGGAGGCAAACCGUACGACGGCAUCCCCACGAGAGAAAUCCCCGACAUCCUGGAGAAAGGGGAGCGUCUGCCUCAGCCGCCAAUUUGCACCAUAGAUGUCUACAUGGUCAUGGUGAAAUGCUGGAUGAUUGACGCAGACAGCAGGCCCAAGUUCAAGGAGCUGGCUGCUGAGUUCUGCAGAAUGGCCCGGGACCCCCAGCGAUACCUUGUCAUCCAGGGGGAUGACCGCAUGAAGCUCCCCAGCCCCAAUGACAGCAAGUUCUUCCAGAGCCUUCUGGAUGAGGAGGACCUGAACGACCUGAUGGAUGCCGACGAGUAUCUGGUGCCUCGAGGCUUCAACAUGCCUCCUCCGUCAUACACAACCAGGCCUCGCGUCGACUCAAACAGAAACCAGUUUGGCUAUCGAGACGGGGGUCCAAUCCCUGCAGAGGGCUCUGUGGCAGGGGCCCAAGCCGCCAUGAACCAGGAAGCAACAGGUGGACCGGGUCCGGCCCUGGAGGACCAGCGCUGUAACGGCAGCCUGCAUAAGAAGAGCCUGAGCCAGGGAGAGGACAGUGGGGGCCAGAGGUACAGCGCAGACCCCACCAUCUUCUUGGGUGAGAGGGCACCAAGAGGGGACACUGAUGAGGACGGAUACAUGACACCCAUGAAGGACAAGAGCUCUUCAGAGUAUCUGAAUCCCAUUGAAGAAAACCCGUUUGUCACGCGACGUAAGAACGGCGAGAUCCACGCCUUGGAUAACCCGGGCUACCACAGCACGCCCAACAGCCAGCCCAAAGGAGAGGACGAGUACAUCAACGAGCCACUGUACCUCAACACCUUCCACAGCCCUGCUGAUCUGGGCCUGGAAGCUCUGAGGAGAAAUGGUCUGCCCCUACCCGUCCAUCCCACUUGCUCUAUUGCUUCUUCAGGCUCCCACCUCCCGCUUACAAUCCAAACCAGCCUGCCCCACUACCCCCUCCCCACAGCCCUGCCCUCACCAUCUGGCCUGCCUUGCCACCACGGCCCAGCGACCCACAUCCUCCACACCCACCACACCAUCAAACCCGCAGGAAAUCCAGGUGGCGGUAUGGUCAGCCAAACAGGAACUUCUGCCCAGGCCCAGGUGUGCCAAUCUGGCGCCUUGUCCACUUCGGCCACCAUCGGGCACGGCAACCUGCCAGCCUACCAGAUCCACGCCACCUCGCACCCAGCUAGCUUGCUGAAGCACGGACAGACAACAGGUAAACUCAGCGGGAAGAAGCUGAAGGUGACCUUUGACAAUCCGGAAUACUGGCAGCACAGCUUGCCUCCCAAAUCGUCCAACCAGGCGAUCCCGGAGGGUGCACAGGGCGGUUCCACCAACGCCAAGCUCUUCUACAAGCAGAACGGACAUAUACGGCCGGCAGUAGCUGAAAACCCUGAAUACAUGUCGGACUUUUCCCUGAAGUCCGGCACCGUCUUGCCGCCUCCACCCUACCGGCAGCGGAACACUGUGGUCUAAAUCGUUCUAUUUGACAAACGUUCCUCAAUGUGACUCUAGCCUCCAGCAACCCAGACAUCCUCUCCGGUUCCACUGUCCCAUACAAAGGGGAGCGGCAACAACCAGAGCCCCCAAUUGUUUUCAAACAACGUGCCAUCUGCUGUAGAUUGUAGUGACAUCCGGAGGAGGUGGACCAAACCGAGCCAAGCAGACCCACGCACCUUCACUAUAUCCAAUCCAGUCCAUUUCUGUCCUGUAGAUAGAGACUGCGCUCCAUUUCAGUGAGAACGUGAAGGACAAAUGACUGUCACAAAGCAGAGGACGUACUGUGUUGUCCCAGCACAAUAUAACUACAGUGGCGUAGAAAAAAGAUGGACCUGAACUCACUGCCAGCCAUUGUGGAGUCAGCUUCAAGAAAGGAACAAGAAGUUGUAUUAUCUCCCCAGUACGAACGUCUGGGGAUGAACAAUACGCUUCUAUGGGUUUGUGAGAUAGGCAAACAGAAAGAGCAAAUACAGUCGGUUGGAUGUUAAGAUAUCUUGUUCUGUGAAUGACCUUGUAGAGUGAGGAAAAAGACUGAAAGGGUUGUGUCAGGACUUCCAGCUUCAUGAAAGCUGAUCAAUCAUAUUCAAUCAUUUUGCCCAUAGAAUUAUACCAUAAAGUUCUCGAAUUCUCCAUCAAAUAUGUGAAACUCAUCUUUCUACUGUUACUGUGAUACUGUGACGGCCCAAACUACAGUGAUCGCUCCUUUCACGUGUGUAGUUCGACCAUGGACUUGCCUGAAAAUACACAGGGCAACUGCUGUUUUGUUGUUUUUGCUGUCUACUUGGAAAAGCUGUGCGAAAACAGCCUUUUUCCGAGCCUAAGGGAAGAAAUACACUGUAAACAUUUUUAUAAACACUGGUUGCAGUGUUGAGACAAUGGAUUUUUAUACACUGGUUUUCCCAUUCAGACCAGGAUGCUAACGUAGAUGUGUAAAAAAUGUCAUGCCAUGAGAGCAUAGAUUCCUGAAUCUGCUGAAUAAGACCAACCACAAAGCAGCCAAACUGAGAACGGUGAUUAUAGACACAGAUAGUGAGAGAAGGAGCUAAGAAAAUCCUGAGGGGAGGGAAAGUUCUUACAAGCGGCCUAAUGAAGACCUCAAGGAAUGAAAGAGACAGCACCAGCAGAGCACAGAAAACUGGACUACUUUUUGUGUGUGUUUGUGUCAGUGUGAAUGGACCUAGUAUGUGUGCUCACAUGUUAGCGAGCAUAUUUGGCCUCAUAAGGUUAUCUGUAGAAAAAGAGUUGCGGUCGAAGUCGGUUAUAACAUGGUUGACAGGUUCAGUGCUGCUGCUAACAAACCCAUCACUGGUCAAACAUCGAAGGUUUCCCCCAUCUGCAGUCAAGUUUUAAAACGUUUUAAGAAUGGCAAUAUGUAAGUCUUCAGUCCUGAUUGAUUUAGAAUUCCUAUUUAAGUUCAGAGUCUUUGGAUACAUGAGCUUAAAGUGUUGGCAUAGUUCCAUAUGUUGUGCGUUUACAAUGGAAAAAAGUGAAAUGGCACGGUAAUAGAGUGGUGCAGUGACGAGUCCUAAAACCCGGAAGUGAGUUAGCAUUUUACCACUACCGGUUCCCUCGUCUCAGAGCCAAUGGGAUCUCUCCAUAGGAUUUUGGAAAAGAGCUGGAAAUAAGGAGAAAUUUAAGAGAUGGAUCACGUUUUGUUCUACGACAUUAAAUCCAUCAGCAGUGACCCCACUGGUGAUUUCUGAAGAGUUUACGUGUCUG
Molecule: messenger RNA, 6117 nt
Organism: Trematomus bernacchii (emerald rockcod)
Lineage: Eukaryota; Metazoa; Chordata; Actinopteri; Perciformes; Nototheniidae
Product: receptor tyrosine-protein kinase erbB-4-like
Exons: 28
Coding region: 187-4374 (1395 amino acids)
Biological process (GO): cell surface receptor protein tyrosine kinase signaling pathway; protein phosphorylation; multicellular organism development
Cellular component (GO): signaling receptor complex; basal plasma membrane
Molecular function (GO): ATP binding; transmembrane receptor protein tyrosine kinase activity; epidermal growth factor receptor binding
Source: RefSeq, a predicted model, not a curated record